AUGGAAACAUUAAAUUCGGUAAGCCAGGCUGAGGACUUCGCCCUCGCCAAAGGUUGCGAUGGUUCUAUUCUGAUCAACUCGACGCCGGAGAAUCAGGCGGAGAAAGACGCGCUGCCCAGCCUGACGCUCCACGGCUUCGACAUCAUCGACAAAAUCAAGGAGACCGUCGAGGCGGAGUGCCCCGGCGUCGUCAGCUGCGCCGACAUCCUCGCUCUCGCCGCUCGCGACGGUGUCGUUCUGGCUGGCGGCCCGUACAUCGACACGCAGCUCGGUCGCCGCGACUCACGCUCCUCCAGGGCGUCUCGUGUGGAGGCGGCUCUGCCCGGCCACCGUAUGAAUGUGGACGAGCUUGUGAAAAACUUCGCCGCCGUGAACCUUACGCGCCUCGACCUCGUGACGCUCUCCGGCGCGCACACGAUCGGAGACGCACACUGCGGCAGUGUCGCCCACCGGAUCGCGCCCAACCACGACCCCACGAUGGCAAACUCCCUGCGUGAGAAGCUCAACGACAAGUGCAGAGCUCCCACCGAGGAACCCAGUACAGAACUGGACCUCGACUUCCGCACCAAAAACCGAUUCGACAACCAGUACUUCAAGAACCUCCAGGAGAAGUUCGGGCUGCUGUCGAGCGACCAGGUACUGGCGAUCGACGAGCGCACUCGCAACGUCGUGGACCGUUUUGCGGCGGACCAGGAGGACUUUUUUCGCGAGUUUCGCUACUCCAUGUUGCGCAUGGGAGCAAAUAACGUGCUCACUGGCGAAGAGGGGGAGAUCCGCCGCAAAUGCAGCUGCGUCAACUGA
Molecule: messenger RNA, 801 nt
Organism: Closterium sp. NIES-65
Lineage: Eukaryota; Viridiplantae; Streptophyta; Zygnematophyceae; Desmidiales; Closteriaceae
Source: the annotation of a GenBank genome assembly